CGCCUGCGCGAGGGCCAUGGCAGCCCGUCGCACCUGAGGAGGGUGGGAGGCGGUGGUGUCCCCUUCCCUGCGGCGGGCGGGAGAGUUAGAUAGCGACCUAAGAAAAGACCAUGAAAGAUACUGACAUCAAGAGACUUCUGUAUACCAAUCUUCUGUGCAUAUUUUCCAUUGUCCUAAGCAUUUUUAUCCCAACCAUCUUCUUGGAUAACUUCUCGAUAUUGGAAACUCACUUGACCUGGUUGUGUAUUUGUUCUGCUUUUGUGACUGCUGUCAAUCUUGUGCUAUAUUUAGUAGUGAAACCAAAUGUAUCUUCUAGAAGGAGUUCAUUAUCACAUAAGGUCACCAGGGCUUUGAAGUGCUGCAUCUACUUCCUUCUGUCUUGUUUUUUCCUUCAUAUCAUUUUUGUUCUGUAUGGAGCACCGCUAAUAGAGUUGGUGUUGGAAACAUUUUUAUUUGCAGUUAUUCUGUCUACUUUUACUACAGUACCUUGUUUGUGUUUGCUAGGACCAAACCUCAAAGCAUGGCUGAGAGUGUUCAGUAGAAAUGGAGUUACAUCCAUUUGGGAGAACAGUCUUCAGAUCACUACAAUUUCAAGUUUUAUAGGAGCAUGGCUUGGAGCAUUUCCUAUUCCACUGGACUGGGAAAGACCAUGGCAGAGGGUGUUGAAUCCCAGCGCUGAAGUUACAGAUGGUUGUGAGCCUCCGUGUGGUGCCGGAAACCAUACUCGGUCCUCUGGAAAAGCAGCCAGUGCUCUUUACUGCUGAGCCAUCUGCCCCAGCCUACACUGUUCCUUUCAAACAGUUUUUAUUUCACAUAAAAAACACACGUGUCCAGUUUAUUUGUAUAUUUUAAAAGUGCUUUUUGGCUUAUGAAGAUGAAAUUAUUUUAUUUCUGGAAAUAAAACUUACUACAGGUUUCAUUUACCCAAAUUCUAUACUAGAUAAUAUAAAAUCUUUAUUAAUUUUUAUUACUUUGAGAAAACAGACCUUUUUUUGUUCUUAUUCAAGUGAUAAAGGAAAAAAAAAAACCACAGUAACAUAAUUUAUAGGAAGAAACAUAAUGGUGCCCAGAAAGCAAGGCAUUUUUAUUUAUUGGGGGGAGGGGGUUGCUUAAGUUGGCUUUUUGUUUUCCUUUUUUUUUCCUUGGUGUCUUUUUUUUUUUUUUUUUGAGUAUGCUGUAGCCAGGAUGGCCUCAAGCGUGUGGUGAUCCAGCCUCUGAAGUACAAGGUCACAGGCGAGAUUUUGUGAGAUAAAGUCUUGCUUUGCAGCUGUGCUAGUCAGACACAAGCGAGAGUCAUCUGUGAGGAGGGCACCUCCGUGAGAAAAUGCUUUCAUGAGAUGGGGCUUCGGCAAGUCUAUAGGGCAUUUUCUUAACUAGUGGUGUGGGAGGAUCCAACCCAUUGUGUGUGGUGCCACUCCUGGGCUGGUGGUCCUGGGUUCUAUAAGCAGGCAUGGCCUCUGUAUCAGCUCCUGCCCUGUUUGAGUUCCUGACCUGACUUCCUUAGAUGAUGGAUAGAGAGAUGUGGAAGUGUAAGUCAAAUAAACCCGUUCUUUCUUCCCCAAGUUGCUUUUGGAUAUGGUGACUCAUUACAACAUGGCCACCCUAAGACGGCAUCCUAUACUUCAAAUGAACCAUCCUCUUCCUCGGCCUCCCGAGUGUUGGGAUGAGAGGCAGGUGCACUGUGCAUAGCUAGGAUGCUGACUUUGUACCCGAUGAAGCUGCUCAUCUCUAAAAUAGGGUUUUCUUUUGAUAACUUUACUAAUUUUAUCUACUUGCAUUGCAUUAUGUUGUUAUAUAACAUGAGAUGUUUCUUCCAGUUAGUGAUUUUAAAGAAAUAUUUGAAGUUAAAAGGAAUUAAAUAAAAUGAUCAUCACUUUGGUGGCAAACUAUGAAUGGCUUUCUUAACAUGAAUGUCUUUGUUCUCAAUUUCCUAUUUUCCUUACAUAAAACCAAGUAAUUAUAUGGUGAUCUCAGAUCAUCAUAAUUUGGAGAAGUACUUGUAUCUCUGCAGCUGAAAUAGCACAUAAGUUCUAGAGAUUCUCAUGAAAUACGAACGUGCCAUAAAGAAUCUUAAAACAAGUCUUUAUGUGAAACAGGAAAAUAGUUUUAAAUGGAAAACUUAAGAUCUCAUUAAAAUAUAAUUAAGCUGGGCUGAGUCGAUAAGUCGGGAUGAAUUCUGUGCUGUGGUGUGGUUUUAAACAUUUUAAAGCAAUUGUAAGAAAGCCAGCAAGAAGCGCGUAGGAGAUUGUUAACUGUUAAGGACUUGUGUGUCACCGGAGAGCCAUGCCAGCCUUCUGAAAGGCACAAAGCCCGCACCAUCACUAGAAAACCGUCUGGAAAGUUGGGACAUUUUCUUUUGCUGACGGUAUGGAUGUCUUGAGCUUUACAUAACAGUGACUUACUGAAUGUUCCAAGCUUUAACCCCUUAGAGGAGAAAAUCAUUUAAACCAACAUUUAUUUCAUUUUUCCACAUUCUUUGGAAGUGAAGUAUGGCAGCUGUCUAAAAUGUGUGGCUGUGUAUGUCUGUGUGUUUGAGAACAGUGAACCACAGUGUGAUUAAAACAGAAUUUAGUGCCCGAAAUUGGAAUUUGGCUGGGAGCCACAGGGAUUGUUACUUUCCCCCACACUCUGACUGACAGAGAGCCUUUUAGGGGGUGCAGGUGCUCACACAUUACCGACAGAGGACUUUGUAGGGGUGCAGGUGCUCACACAUUGCCGGGGCGAGCAGUCUCAAAGCAGAGGGAGGGGAUUAAAUAAAAACUACUAAGGUGAGAAGUUGAGUGCUUUACAUAAAUAGUAAACUGCAUUUCAUUUUAUUUAUGACCCCAUAUGUUAGGAAGGGACGCUGUUGAAGUAACAAUCACUUAAAAAGCAACAACCAACAAACCAGUAUUUAAUUUGGUAUUUAAAACCAAUAAUUAAAAAGUCAAAUGGAAGCAAUGUCUAAAGUAACUAAGAUAAUUCAUAACAAAUAGCAGGAACCCAAGCUCUUACUUAUUGGAAAUAUAAUUCAUUGCAAGUAAGCUACAAUGUAAGGAUGGAGUAAGGGCACACAUUAGCAAAGUUCUAUGAGAUUCCCCUAACAAUUUUAAAGGACUUCAGAACAAAUUUUCUGUGCAAACACUGAUGAAUUAUAAUUUCUUCUAAGUUCGUUCAUACAUGACCUUAUUUGAAGCACUGCAUUCACUAGCACAAUUCAUGUUAAUAAAAUAGUUUUGAAACGUAUUUUCUUUCUUAGGUAUUUCACUAGUUUGAAAGGGAUUUUUCCAGAGACUAGUCUGAAUUUCUGUCGCAGCCUAAGCCUUUAAUGAAGAUAUGCUUCUGAAAAAUAAGGCAUAUUCUCUAUAAUCUGCCCAUGAAUAGAAAACAAAUCUUUGGUUUUUUUGGUUAAAGUGGCAGAGAAGAUUUUGCAAAAAGAAAUACUAAAUAACCAACACAAAGAGCUCUUAACAAGCAAUGGGAACUCCAAACCCCAUCAAGGUAAAUAGAGUACCUAAGGCACCUCAGGUUCAGAUGAUACAAUCGUCUGCUUAGAGUUCGAGUAUUCUAUAUACAUGGUUCUUACCAUCUGCAGAAAGGGAAGCUGAAAAGGCGAUGCCCAUCGAUGAGUGCUAUGAAUCAAAGAGAGUGAAAGCUUGUGAGUGGGAGGGACACUGGAGAGCGUUCCCAUGGUCACAGCAUGAGGAGACCAGCGACACCAGUGCGCCUUUCCCGAUUCUUAAUCCAUUUCUCUUGGAGCAGGAAAGUUCUUGACUUUAACUUCACUGCCUAAUACACUAAGUGUAUUACACAAAUGUAAUUUCACAAAUGUAGAUUUGAAGAAAAAAAAAGAGAAAAACCAAGACCCAAACCCAUCAAAUCUCCAAAGGCAACUUGGAAAUGAAUAACACUUUACUGUCGGGAUUCCUUCAUAUCAUGGGUUUGACAACUUAGCUAGCAUGUUAACUCAUUAUACAGUUUCUUUCAGUUCUAUCUAAAAACAGACCAAAACAAAAUGGGGAAGAUACAGAAGCCCCAUCUGAGCAUACAUAAGGCCAUGAUGCUUAAUGUGAACCACCGCUGCUUGGAGAAAAAGACAUCCCACGUCCACUUCCAAGAGAAAGCUCUUGUCCAGUAGACUGUCCACUACCAAGUGGGGGGCGUGUGGUGCUUAGACUUCAAAAACUCCUACAAAGUCACAUGCAAGACAGUACAUCUAGAUUUGUGACUGGUAGAACAUUUAAGGCUGUCAUUUUCAAGUAUCAAUGUUUAGUGUUCCAUUACCCAAUCUGUGCAGUAGACAAAGCUGUGAGCACAAGUCCUAGAAGAUAACAGAAGCUCGCUAAAGACAAAGAAGUCGUAGUUUAAGCAACAGCAAAUUUAAAUCUAAGAAAGGCCGGCAACACGAUAUGGAUUAGAUUAUGCUUCCCUAAACUGCAUGAGGUGGUUCUCAUGGAAGCGUCAUCUAACACUACUGUCUGUUGCAUGGCGUUUAGAAUAAGGCAGAUCCAUAGCAGACUGAGGAAGAAAACCAAAUGGUACCAGCCAGUUAUUAAGGUGGUUUGUCUCCAGUACACUGUGAUGGCCUAUUCCCCGAGAAGGGUCAGCAGUGGCUCCAGUACACCAAAUAAGCUUUACAAAGAGACAUGGAAGUUUGCUUCCCAUAUUUUUUUACACAGGGCUUUUUAUGUAGGGACCCACAUAUCCUGUCUGUGGCAUUAAAGAAAUCGCCAUUAUUUAGUUCUGGUUUAAUAAAGUAUGACAUGGCUGGAAAAACCGUCUUGGGAAGCCUUAUACUCUAUGUGUAUAAGCUGUGGGCUGUACCCUCUGUGGCUACGGUAUCUGUAGCUCAUGGAAGCCAAACACCCUCCCAUUCCACAGAACAUGCUUAGAGUCUAGGUCUUCCCUGACACCACUGAAGGUUCCUAAGGUUUGUCAGCCUACUCACUUCUUGUUUCCUUUGAUGUACACAGCCAAAGUGGGAAUUAGAAAAAUGACCAACUAACUCAGAGAGCUAAACUGAGUUCAGGAUUAUGGCAAACUAUGACCCAAUUUUUAAAUUUGUACCUUAGCAUGUAUUUCAUGCAGUUUGGGGAACAUCAAACUAAAUCUACAGUUGCCCAGAAGCCUUGCUACCUUUUGAUGCACAUUAACUAAAAUGUGUAUAUUUUAGUGUUCAUGGUAAAUGCAAUUAUGACCUAUUAAACUUUUGGCAUUCUUUAAGAAAGCACAUUAAGCUUCACUAUAGAAAUGUUUAUGUUAUACUUAAUUUGUGCUCAAGUAAUAAUAAAACAUCAGUUGGUUUUGAUUUCAUAAUUCUUUCCUCAGGUGUGGCCCAUCUCCUGUACACUUGGAGCAACCUUUGGCUACGUGGCUGGCCUGGUGAGCUCACCACUCUGGAUAUACUGGAAUAGAAAGCAACUCACAUACAAGAGCAGUUAAGAGGAGGAAGGGGAGAAGCUGUUUCUCGGUGCAGAUUCCAUAAGGGCUGUGCAGAGGUGGAUGGUCAAAGCCAAGCGGUUCCAUUUACAGCACUGUUGUUUGUCAAUGUUGUCUCAAUGUGAUGUGAUUGUAGCUUUUAACUAUGAAACCCCUGAGAGAUUGUACCUUCUAGUUGAAAUAAAGUAUUUAUA
Microtus ochrogaster (prairie vole) is the source of this 5612-nucleotide messenger RNA. RefSeq names its product phosphatidylinositol glycan anchor biosynthesis class F (gene Pigf). Gene Ontology annotation, cellular component: endoplasmic reticulum membrane. Gene Ontology annotation, biological process: GPI anchor biosynthetic process. The record is from RefSeq and is a predicted model, not a curated record. NCBI's taxonomy places the organism in Eukaryota, Metazoa, Chordata, Mammalia, Rodentia, Cricetidae.